Plasmodium knowlesi strain H is the source of this 750-nucleotide messenger RNA. RefSeq lists its product as uncharacterized. The coding region runs from base 1 to 750 and encodes 249 amino acids. The record is from RefSeq and is a predicted model, not a curated record. NCBI's taxonomy places the organism in Eukaryota, Apicomplexa, Aconoidasida, Haemosporida, Plasmodiidae. The transcript has 7 exons.
AUGAUGGGGGGUAGUCUCGGAGCAAUUCUUCUCCCACUGCUACUACUGCUUAGCGGAUAUGUCAAGACUGACUACGGAAUAAAAACGAACAAGCUGACCUUCCUCUCCGAACUGGAACAAUGCAAAAAAGAAAUCAACAUUUAUGAAGAAGGAAAUUCAUUCUUUAUACGAAACAAGGACAACACAUAUUUGGAGGUCCAAGAGAAGGUGACAGCUGCAGGGAGCUUGAAUGUUUUUGGGACCGUCCACAUGAAUGAUUAUCGCGCGUUUGAGCAGAAGCAGUGGACUUUGCACCAUCUGGACACAUUCGACCGGAAGGAGAGUGCCUGGACCCCCUCGGACAUCAGCACAUGCGGAAAUUCACCCGACACGUUUCUGGGCGGGCCCUGCAUAUUCGGCGCCGGUGAGGCCUACACCUCCGUUAGAGACAUACCAAAGCACAGCGCCCUGAAAAUAAAAUUAAGGAUUCACUUUUUCGAUGUCUGGGAAGGUGAUUCACUUUUUCUUCAAGCUGAUAGGAAGACCAUCUGGGCGGAAUCACACAAAUCUAACCCUGUAGAAAAAGGUGUUGGUGACGGAAUAAAUCUAUGCGGGAAGGAGUAUCCAGAUCGGUUAUCAGUGCCUGUGGACAUCGAAUUCGAGCAUUCCUCAGAGACGGUUACCAUACUAAUUGGAAGUACUUUAAAAAAAACAAACGAUGCUUGCUCCACCUCGUGGGGAGUAGACGAUCUGCACGUCUACUACAAAUAG